GUAGCUGUGGAUUUCCCUGGUCAGAGGGAAAAGUUUCAGCAAGUCAGCAGAUCGGGUCCAAGGAUGAACGUGGGAUUUAAUCCUGAUCGCGCCGUGCUGAAAAUCCAGCGGUUUCAACAAGCCUCCAGGCACGAUCCCUCUCCCGGUAGCUCCAGUCUUCGGUGCCACGUCAGGCUGAGGCGGGCGAUGCGGAGGGCGGAGCCGGUCCGGACGCGCAACAAUUCCCAGGUCUGUGGACUGGGAGCCUCGAGGCGACCUGAACUUUCUCCCGCCUCGGCGAUGAUCACGCUUAUCUUUCUCCUCCUGCCGCUGCCGCCCUUGGCUUUGGCCAGUUUGUCGAAGUUCGCGUUCGUGCUGGCCGGCGGAGAUGUCCAAUGUUUCUUCGAAGAGAUCGAAAAGGACACCGAGUAUCAUUUCGUGUUCCAGGUGAUUGCGGGUGGACACUAUGAUGUAGACUGCUUCAUUGAAGACCCCAAAGGGCAACUGGUCUACAGAAAACACAAGAUACACCAAGAAAAACUCAAAGAAAAGGCAGAGAUGUCAGGCGUCUACAAGUUCUGCUUUGGCAACCAGUUCUCCAGCUUCACCCAGAAGAAGAUUAUUUUCCUCCUUAAGAUAGGCAAGAUGUCUCCAGUUGUCUCUGAUGACUCCAAAAAACCUACCGCUCUUACCCAGCUGGAGUCUUCCUGUACCACAAUCUAUUAUUCUCUGAGGCACGUGAUUGACCUGCAGUCACUACAACGCUUGCAGGCACUGAUCGACUGGCUGCAUGCAGGAAGUAUCAACACCCAAGUCCUGUACUGGGCAGUGAGCCAGACCGUCAGCCUUCUCCUGGUUACCAUUGGACAGGUGAUUGUCCUGAAGAGGUUCUUCACUGAGAAAAGGGCGAGUGUGUGCGCAGCUGGUACUAGAACCUAGCACCACUUAUCCACUGAAUGCUGUACCCUCAGUAAUUGCCUGAGCUGUGUCACAGCAGAGUAGUUAUUAUGUAAUGACAGAGAUUAAUGAAAAAAGAUAUUUUUAUUUGUCACAUGUACAUCGAAACAUCCAGUUGCAUAAAUGGCAUAUUUCACUGCAUGUUUUGAUGUUCAAAGUACAUUUUUUUAUCAAGUUAUGUACGCCGUAUGCAACCUUGAGAUUCAUCUACUUGCAGGCCCUCACAAAACAACGAAACACAAUAGAAUUCGUGAAACAUCCCACACGGCAAAGACCAACAAACAUCCAAUGUGCAAGAAAGAGCAAAUUGUGCAAAGCAGUAAAAAAGUAAACAAAUAACGCACAGAGCAUGAACCGCAGAUUCCCCGACAGUGAGUCUGCAUCAAAGCAGACAGCAUGGUCUCUGUUACUUUGCACCAUUGUGACUGAGUUCAAGCCAGCAGACCAGACUGAUGCUGUCACUUGGCACAUCAAGCCUGCUCAGAGGUAUAGUUGAUCAAUCAAUGGUGGGGAUAUUAGGGGCAGCAUGGUAGCAUAGUGGUUAGCUCAACACUUUACAGUACCAGUGAUCCAGGUUCAAUUCCCGCCACCGCCUAUGAGGAGUUUCUGCAUUCUUCCCAUGGGUUUCCUCUGGGUGCUCUGGUUUCCUCCCACAGUCCAAAAACAUGAUUGCUCAUUAUAAAUAGCACCAUGAUUAGGCCAGGGUUAUAUCAGAAAUUGCUGGGCAGUGCAGCUCGAAGGGCCGAAAGGCCUACUCUGCGCAGUAUCUCAAUAAAGUAAAAUAAAAACAUUUGGGUACUCAGAUUCAUUCCUGACACCAUUGAUUUUUGAGCAUCUGGGUUUUCUGUCCCCAGAAGCUUUUAGACCAUCUGUAUGAGUUACUUUGUCCCAGCAAAUGUGUUUGAGCAUUCAGAUAUGUCUCCCACUGCAGAUAUGUAAUUCAGAGGAAGCACUGUCAACCCAAAGUAUUGAAGUAAACAAUGUCAUUGUACCUAUUGAAGCUGUAUAGACUUACCUAUAGUUUCCUUUGAUCUUAAGGGUUACAAAAUGUGAUGUACUUUGAGUUUGGGAGACUCU
Mobula hypostoma (lesser devil ray) is the source of this 2013-nucleotide messenger RNA. Its product is annotated as transmembrane emp24 domain-containing protein 3-like. The coding region runs from base 64 to 918 and encodes 284 amino acids. The transcript has 3 exons. Gene Ontology annotation, cellular component: COPI vesicle coat; COPII-coated ER to Golgi transport vesicle; Golgi apparatus. Gene Ontology annotation, biological process: intracellular protein transport; endoplasmic reticulum to Golgi vesicle-mediated transport; Golgi organization. NCBI's taxonomy places the organism in Eukaryota, Metazoa, Chordata, Chondrichthyes, Myliobatiformes, Myliobatidae. The record is from RefSeq and is a predicted model, not a curated record.